AUGCGACUCCCAUUAAAUUUCGCUUCCUGGGUGAAACCUAAUUCCACCUCUAUCAAGCCAAUGAUAAGACAACGACACUUAUCCACGACCCGGUCGUCGCCACAAGCCGCGAAAUACUAUUUGUUGUCGUACACGUACAAUCCAGAAAAUCUAGUGGAACGCCGCGCUCCGCAUCGUCCAGGGCACUUGGCAUUGGCGAAAGAGUUCACGACCGGAGGAAAGUUGAUUUUGGGGGGUGCAUUCGUCGACCCGAUCGACGGCGCAGCGCUCGUCUUUCGAGGAAGUGAGGAGGACGUUAAGGAAUUUAUUCGGAGGGACCCAUACGUUCAAAAGGGCAUCGCGACAGGUCAUAACGUCAGAGAGUGGAAUGUGUUGGUUGGAACGGGGUUGGAAAAUAAGUGA
Molecule: messenger RNA, 402 nt
Organism: Folsomia candida
Lineage: Eukaryota; Metazoa; Arthropoda; Collembola; Entomobryomorpha; Isotomidae
Exons: 1
Coding region: 1-402 (133 amino acids)
Source: RefSeq, a predicted model, not a curated record